GUCUCCUUUGUGAGAGCCUACCCUGGCUGUCCCUCACAUAUCCUCGUUCUAUAAUUCCUUCUAUCCAUCUCUCUUAGGUUUACCGCCAGUCCCAAGACAUGUCCUGCUACACCCAGUGUGUGCCAUGCCGGCCCUGCGGCCCGACCCCUCUGGCCAGCAGCUGCAAUGAGCCCUGUGUCAGGCAGUGCCAGAACUCCACCAUCGUCAUCGAGCCCUCUCCCGUGGUGGUGACCCUGCCCGGACCCAUCCUCAGCUCCUUCCCGCAGAACACCGUCGUGGGCUCCUCCACCUCCGCUGCUGUUGGCAGCAUCCUCAGCUCUGAGGGCGUGCCCAUCAGCUCGGGGGGCUUGGACUUGUCCGGCUUGGGCAGCCGCUACUGCGGCAGAAGGUGCCCGCCCUGCUAAAGCCGCUGGCCGUGGUCCUGCAGAAAUUCUUUCAUAAGCCACGAACGUGAUGCUGGAUUAAGAAGGAAUCUUCAAGCCCCUGCUUGACUCUAUUCGGAUAUUCUAGGAAAUGCUGAGAGCAAGAGGCAAUCCCAUGCUUUCUCAAAACAUGGCUCAUGUCUCUUUGUGUUGUCCUCUACUGAACCCUUUAUUUCCAUUUUCUAUUUUUUUCCCUCUCUUCAUCUCCUAUGGGCUACGAGGCUCCUCAGAACCAUUCUGCUCCCUUCCAAAAAGGCAGGCACAAGCCUUGCCUGAGCUCAGACUUGGUUCUGUGUGAAUCCUGCACUGUGGAGCCUCUGCUCAGUGUGACUUCAUUUUCCUCUGUAAACAUUCAUUAAAGAUUUCUGCAUCUCAUUUGAGCUUUUGAUUUUCCUUUCCACCUUGUAUGGC
Molecule: messenger RNA, 833 nt
Organism: Phasianus colchicus (ring-necked pheasant)
Lineage: Eukaryota; Metazoa; Chordata; Aves; Galliformes; Phasianidae
Source: RefSeq, a predicted model, not a curated record